Molecule: messenger RNA, 4575 nt
Organism: Nasonia vitripennis (jewel wasp)
Lineage: Eukaryota; Metazoa; Arthropoda; Insecta; Hymenoptera; Pteromalidae
Product: E3 ubiquitin-protein ligase RNF19A
Exons: 12
Coding region: 2080-4254 (724 amino acids)
Biological process (GO): positive regulation of proteasomal ubiquitin-dependent protein catabolic process; ubiquitin-dependent protein catabolic process; protein polyubiquitination
Cellular component (GO): ubiquitin ligase complex; cytoplasm
Molecular function (GO): zinc ion binding; ubiquitin conjugating enzyme binding; ubiquitin protein ligase activity
Source: RefSeq, a predicted model, not a curated record
UUUUUUGUGAUUUAUUUUUGAUAUUGGAUGUAUAAUGCAUUUCUGGAUAUGGCAUCGCAUCGAUAAAAACUACAUCGGAACGUCAAUAACAAAAGACUUUCCUUGUAGCUCAAACGAUUAUAAAAAAGAAAAUUCAUUAUUAUCGCUAUAUUAAUAUUUAUCAUCGAUCAUUUAUAAAUUUUCGGCCUUGUACAAAAAAAGUAAUGAUUUAUAUUUAUAUUUCUAUAAAAUAGGCAUACGGUAUAAAUACCUUUGUUUAUAUUAAUAAAUCUCGUGCAUGCGUGAAUAUUUUUUUAAAAUUGUCGAAAAAGUAAGUAAGUAGUAAUAAAUAAUAAUCAUUUUGAACUUUUACCAAAAGAAACUGGAACAGUAGAACAAUCCAUCGACCAAUAGGCUAGCGGUAUUGCAUGGUGAAUAACCUAACCUAUAGGUCAGGUGACCUCGUUCCUCCCACUUAUUCGUCCGUUCCUGUUCCUUUUAGCUGUUCCAAGGACCCGAAGAUUGCGAUUAAAACUAUCAACAUAAUUCUCGGUUCAAUUCUUCAUCUGAAGUUUACUUCUUUCAGCGUUAUUGGCAAAACAUCCCUUAUCCAAACACCGAAGCAUCAAAAUACAAAAGUGAGCUAUAAGCAUUCUCAUAAUUUCACGUCCUUCGCACAGUUAAAAUUGCAUAUCCGGAAUUCGCGACCGCAAAUACUUACCCAUUCGGAUUCCUUGACCUCAUCGUUCAGCCGACCGGCGGCGACCGACACUGGUGCAUGUAAAACCUCAAAUAAAUAAUAAUACACAUCGCGGCUAUAGCCAAGCUCGCGCGCGUCUCUUUUAGCACCGCUUUGACCUGCGCGACGAGAGAGAAAGAGAAGGAACGAGUUGUCGACGAGGAGAAAGAGAGACGAUCGUGUGCUGAGGACACGUCAGAAUAAUGCAGAGCCCCGGAUGAAAUCAGAGCGAGUUUUAUAAUGGAAAAACGAAAAUCCCUCGGCAUUCCAGCGCACGAUCGAAAGCGCAUCUCGCUGGAAAUGCGUGGGGAGAGCACAGCACGCAGUAGCAGUCAGCUGUUACAGGCCGUUUAUACGCUUUUAUCGUGCUCUGCAGCGUGUGAAUGCGCGCAUCGAAAGAGAAGAGAGAGAGAGAGAGAGAGGGAGAGAGACGUCCGUCGCAGCGCUCUGCUGGAAAAGAUAUAUAAAGAGAGCGAGCGACCGCCCGCAUUAAAGAGGAGGAGGGGGGGGGGCAGUGCGAGCGAGACGGAGCUAGACUGCGAGCAGCGCUGGCAUCGAGAUUCGAGAUCAGAGCUGCUGCGCUGCUGCUGCUGCUGCAAUAAGAAGUGAAAAAAAGAGGGGAGGGAGGCUACGGUGUUCCUUCUUAACCAACAAAGCAAGCAAUUUACGGGCGUUCUCGCUUCUCUUUGCGUGUCUCGUAUCGUGUGCGCGGCGUUGAUUCUCUUCUUUUCCACGCGAAAGAUUCGCGAGUCUCGCUUUCAAUUCUGCGCGGCGUAUAUCUCCUGCACUUAUACGCUUCGCAUACGCGUAUCACAAGUGUGUACACGCAGUAUAUACAUAUAUAUAUAUAUACACUAUAUAGAUAUAUACACAUAUACACGCGCAGCAAACGCAGCUCUCGGAGUCAGUGGCUUUCUGCUCUGCCGUACAGGAGUGCACUAGUGUACUGCUCUCCCGUAAUCAGCCAGCCAAGGAGACCUGGAAGUUUCUCUCUCUCUCUCUUUCUCGCGUUCGCUCUCUGGAAAAGCAUCGCGCAGCAGCACGUUACAUACAAAGUGACUCAUCCCCUCGAGCGCUUUAAUGUGAUUCACGAAGAGAAGAAGAGAGAGAGAGAGAAAGAGAGAUAACGGCGAGAACGUCAACUGCGCUACGACGAUCGAGGCGACGACUACAACGACGGAGGUGUGCUGCUGUUUAGUAUCAUCGCACUGCUGCUGGGCUCUUGUCAACCUGCUUUCAUAGUGUGCCGCGACACAUUUCGUAACCCGCGAGAAAUUAGUCAGAUUGCGCAAAUUGUAUUUUGGUGUACUUGUCUCUGUGAGGCAAGUAUGACAGUUUGGUGAAUCGUUUAGGGUCAAAGAAUGUUUAAAGACGCUGAGGCUGGAUCAGGAGGAUGCAGUGGCAUAACUUCCAGGCCUCGGAGACUAAUUCCACGAUUUUCAUUGAGGAGGCUCCUUUACACAAGCCCCUUGAUAGGUCGACGAAUCUCCAGACCUUCAUCAUCGUCAGGCAGCAGAAAUGCAAAAGCCAAAGAUGCGCCAAACAAAUUGCCAGAAAUCGAAAAAGGUGAGGCCAAAGCUAACAAUGGCCCCAGCCAUUCUCAGUACCACAAUGUGGAUUUACAAAGAGCUUCCAGCAGAGGAUCAGUUUUGUCGACUGCAGGAAAGAGCACUGAAAAUGGAAUAACAGAAUGUCCUCUGUGUUUAGCAGAACUUCCAAUAGAGUUGUUUCCUGUAAUACAAUCAUGUCAUCAUCGCAGUUGUUAUGAUUGUUUUCAACAAUACCUUAGAGUUGAAAUAUCUGAAUCUAGAGUUAAUAUAGCUUGCCCUGAGUGUUCGGAACCUUUACAUCCAAAUGAUAUCCGUAUGAUUCUAAAUGACCAAGUUCAGCUUGAAAAGUAUGAAGAUUUCAUGGUUAGGAGAGUUCUUGCAGUGGAACCAGAUGCAAGAUGGUGUCCGGCGCCAGAUUGCAGUUUUGCCGUUAUUGCCGCAGGAUGUGCCUCGUGUCCGAAACUACGAUGCGAACGACCUGGUUGUGAUUCUUAUUUCUGCUAUCACUGCAAAGCACGGUGGCAUCCUAACCAGACCUGUGAUGCAGCUAGAGCUCAACGCUCACAAUAUUACGAACGAAGUUCAUCUCUGAGUUUCAGCCAAAGUGAUUCUCAACACAGGGAUGAUAUCAAACCAUGUCCACGAUGUCAAGUGCUUAUUUUCAAAAUGGAUGAUGGUAGCUGCAACCAUAUGACUUGUGCCAUGUGUGCUGCAGAAUUUUGCUGGCUCUGUAUGAAAGAAAUAAGCGAUCUUCAUUAUCUGAGUCCGUCCGGAUGCACGUUUUGGGGCAAAAAACCAUGGUCCCGCAAAAAGAAGAUUCUUUGGCAGCUCGGUACGCUGGUAGGCGCUCCGGUCGGCAUUGGCCUUGUAGCUGGCAUUGCCGUACCUGCCAUGAUAAUAGGCAUUCCGGUUUGGGUCGGGCGAAAAUUGUACAGGAGAUACCAGAAAGCCAAUAAACAUAAAAGAAAUGCUUUUGUAGCUGGUGGAGUCACCGCAUCGAUUCUGGUGUCACCGGUCUUGGCGGGCCUGGCCGUGGGUAUAGGAGUGCCAAUUUUAUUGUUCUACGUUUACGGCGUGGUACCGGUCUCGCUGUGCCGCAGCGGCGGCUGUGGCGUAUCCACCAAUGGAUCAGGAGUCAGGUUCGAGUUUGACGACGAGAACGAGCUGAUGGGCGCACUCGGUAGCAGGAACACCGGAGAUGCGGCCUCCAUAGACGUGGCGAGCCAUCGAGGCGGAAAUCCAUCAAUAGGGGAGGCCUCUCUGUCGCUCGGCAGCGGCAGCCAGCUGGAAAAGCUGGGACGCGAGAACGACCGCGAGAGCGCGAGCAAUGUCGCCCUCGCCGGCACGAGCCUCGCAGGAAGCAUUGCAUCCAGCGUUCUUCCCGGAGGCCAGAGGUUGGAGGUCCAGGCGGACGUGACGUCGACGCAGCGCUUCAGCCUGUGCAGCGAGACGGCCUCGGCGGCGACGAGCCUCUCGGAGAAGUCGGUGAACGCCUCGAUCGCCCCGGACGACGGAACGGCCUCGACGCGCGCCCUCGCCGACUCCGUGCUCAACAUGAAGCUCGACGCGCCUAGCAGCGAGGCGACCACCGCCGCAACGCAGCAGCAGCAGCAACAGAUGGACUCAUCCUCGGGCCAGGCGGCAUCGCUUAGUUCACUCGAAGAAAUGACGCCCUGCAACGUGGCCAAGCGCACGAGGCGCCGACCCGCUGACAAACAACCGCAGCAGCAGCAGCAGCAGCAGCAACAGCAGCAGCAACAGCAGCAGCAGCAAACGGGCAGUGACUCGAGCAGCAGCUGGACGGCCGAGGACGGCGGUAGCGAGAGGGUCAGAUUCGACCACCACGUGAGCUUCAUCGAGACGGAUCAGGAACAGGCGGCCGCCAGAGGACACUCCAGACGCAAGCGCAGCAAGGAUGUAGAGCAGGACGUCGUCGCCGACGCCCAGAGAUCACUGAGGUUCCUACGACGUCUUUUCUCGCGAUAAUCGCCCGCGCGAGCGGGCUCUCGUGCUCUGGUCUCCGAGUGGUGAUUUGAAUUCUCAAGAGCCAACUCCCGAGGAGGCCACAAGAGAACGCGUCAACGUGACAGCACUUAGGAACGUCUUUUUCCAUAACUCUUCAACCUGCGCAGAUCGAGACAAGCGUCUGCCGGUGAUAGAGGAGCCCUUUUCGAUUACGUUCCAGGCGAACGAAGUACACAUCGGCACGCACGAGGUCGAGCCGGCCGUCGAAGUUAAGUCGGACGAAAAUUUCAAUUGCUAAAUUGUAUAAAAUGAAAUAAUAAUAAUAUGAAACAGAAAACAUAA